Nothobranchius furzeri (turquoise killifish) is the source of this 1450-nucleotide messenger RNA. The record is from RefSeq and is a predicted model, not a curated record. Lineage: Eukaryota; Metazoa; Chordata; Actinopteri; Cyprinodontiformes; Nothobranchiidae.
AUGUCGCUCAUAAAUAUUGGCAUGACUACAGAUAUGUGGACGGAUGAUUUCCGUAAAAUGAGCUACAUGGCUAUCACGUGUCACUAUGUAACACCAACAUUUAAACUCAAGCGCAAGCUACUCACCACAACAUGCUUCCCAAACCACGCGAGAACAGGAGAUCAUAUCCGAAAAGCGCUUCAGCAGCAGCUGGUCACAGUCCUCGGCCUUGAUGCAUGCGUUAUGAACAACGUUGUCUGGGUCAGCGACCAGGACGCAAGCGUGCUGGCUGCUCUCCGUCCAUACAGGCACCUGGCUUGUCAAGUUCACCUGUACAACACAGUCCUCCGACAUGCCCUAAACACCGAUGAGCUGGCUGAAGUGGUCCCAGAGGUAGCGGAGACCCUGUUGGCGGUCAAGGCUUUAGUUCGCUACCUGAAACAGUCAGGCCUCGCCUCUCAGCUGCCAACAACCGUCAAACAAAUGGCAGAGACUAGAUACAACACAGUCUUCCUCACACUGGAGUUAAUUCAGUCCGUCCACGCAGAGCUGCAGGAGCUUCUUCAGAGCCGCGACGAGAGCGCACGAUUGCGCAAUGUCUCCCCAGAUGUUCUCGCCUUCCUUGUGGAGUUUCUGCGCCCAUUUAACGACGCGCAAAAGGAACUAGAAGGAGACAAACACCCGACGCUUCACCUCGCUGUUCUCUGGGCCAACAAGCUGAAAAGCCACUGCCAGCCGGACGUGGCUGAUACUCCCUCCCAGGCUGUCAUCCGCCAGCGGCACCUCGACUGGUUAACAAAAACAAUCGAAAUCCAGCCACUUCAUAAAAUUGCCAUUUUUUUAUGGCCAAAGUUCAACCAACUGCGGAUGUUUACUCCCGCUGAGAGGACCGACAUCCAGCAACACGUGAGAAUCCUGAUAAACCGCUUCAGAGAGGGGGAGGUUGCUGCAGCGCGUUGGCAGGAGCAUACAGGACAAUCAGAUGUUUCAAGCGCAGCAGCUGCUGGUCCUGCGCCAAAGAGGAGAGCGCUGGAAGAGGUUGAGAAGGCGUGGGAAAACGUCAGAGAGGAGAGUGAGGAUGCUGAUGAAGUCCAGUUCUACCUCAGCCUCAACCCCACCAUGGAAGCUGAUGGAAGGGAUCUUCUGAGCUGGUGGAAGCAACACGAGACCACAUUUCCUUUACUGGCACGUCUAGCCCGCAUGGUCUUCAGUGUCCCGGCCAGCAGAAGCAGCAGCGAGCGCGCUUUUAGCGCAGCUGGAAGAGCGAUAGGGGAAAGGAGGACUGGACUUGCCCCUGAAACUGUGGAUGCCAUUCUUUUCCUGCACGAUGCCAAAUAAACUGUUCCUCUUGUUGUGUUCAGAAAAUGGAGGACUUUUGCCAUGUUAAACCGGAUAUAGGCUGUUCUUAAAGGCUUGUUCUUAUCAUUUUAUUGCCAUGUUCAUUUAUGCCAUUAAAAGCUCAGUUAAGGUC